This is a messenger RNA of Radiomyces spectabilis, 565 nucleotides long. Its product is annotated as ribosomal protein L6, alpha-beta domain-containing protein. Gene Ontology annotation, molecular function: structural constituent of ribosome; rRNA binding. Gene Ontology annotation, biological process: cytoplasmic translation. NCBI's taxonomy places the organism in Eukaryota, Fungi, Mucoromycota, Mucoromycetes, Mucorales, Radiomycetaceae. The annotation marks the transcript as partial. Gene Ontology annotation, cellular component: ribosome; cytosolic large ribosomal subunit. The record is from RefSeq and is a predicted model, not a curated record. The transcript has 2 exons.
CAUGAAAGACAUUUACAAGGACGACGAACUCACUAUCCCCGAAGGUGUCCAGGUUGCCAUCAAGGCCCGUAAUGUCACUGUCAAGGGUCCCCGUGGUGAAUUGAGCAAGAACUUGCGCCACUUGAACAUCGAGAUCAAGUUCGAGGGCAAGGACAAGCUCAAGUUUGUUGUGUACCACGGUAACCGCAAGCACGUCGCCUGCAUCCGCACCGUUCGCUCGCUUGUGAACAACAUGAUCAUUGGUGUUACCAAGGGUUUCCAGUACAAGAUGCGUUAUGUCUACGCCCAUUUUCCCAUCAACGUCAUUAUCAACGACGGUGGUAAGGAAGUUGAGAUCCGCAACUUCUUGGGUCAGAAGGUCGUCUUCCGCAUCAAGAUGCGCGAGGGUGUUAUUGUCGAAGCCUCCAAGAACGUCAAGGAUGAAUUGACCUUGACCGGUAACGAUCUUGAAGCUGUCUCCCAGUGUGCUGCUGAUAUUCAACAGUCUUGCCUCGUCAAGAAAAAGGAUAUCCGUAAGUUCUUGGAUGGUAUCUACGUCUCUGAACGCAAUGUUCUCGAGGCUUAA